Molecule: messenger RNA, 925 nt
Organism: Tupaia belangeri chinensis (Chinese tree shrew)
Lineage: Eukaryota; Metazoa; Chordata; Mammalia; Scandentia; Tupaiidae
Gene: NAXE
Product: NAD(P)HX epimerase
Cellular component (GO): mitochondrion
Molecular function (GO): NAD(P)HX epimerase activity
Source: RefSeq, a predicted model, not a curated record
CUUCUCACCGGCGGGGCACCGCCGCGCCUGCGCGGAGCUAGCCGGAGCUGGGCCGGACAGGGGCGCGCGCUCUGUGGGCUGGAUGUCCGGGCUGCGUGCGCUGCUGGGGCUCGGGCUGCUGGUUUCUGGCUCGCGCCUGCCGCGGAUUGGCAGCCAGGCCGUCAUGGCGAGCUCAGUGGUGAAGUACCUAAGCCAGGAGGAGGCCCAGGCGGUGGACCAGGAGCUGUUUAACGAGUACCAGUUCAGCGUGGAUCAGCUUAUGGAGCUGGCCGGCCUGAGCUGUGCCACAGCCAUCGCCAAGGCAUAUCCUCCUACAUCCAUGUCCAGAAGCCCCCCUACUGUCCUGGUCAUCUGUGGUCCCGGGAAUAAUGGAGGAGAUGGCCUGGUCUGCGCUCGACACCUCAAACUCUUUGGCUACCAGCCAACCAUCUAUUAUCCCAAAAGACCUAACAAGCCACUCUUCACUGCACUGGUGACCCAGUGUCAGAAAAUGGACAUCCCUUUCCUUGGUGAAAUGCCAUCGGAGCCUCUGAUGAUCGAAGAGUUGUAUGAGCUGGUGGUGGACGCCAUCUUCGGCUUCAGCUUCAAGGGUGACGUUCGGGAGCCAUUCCGCAGCAUCCUGAGUGUCCUGAGUGGACUCACAGUGCCCAUUGCCAGCAUCGACAUCCCCUCAGGCUGGGAUGUGGAGAAGGGCAACUCCGGAGGGAUCCAGCCAGACCUGCUCAUCUCCCUGACGGCACCCAAAAAAUCCGCAACCCAGUUUACCGGCCGCUACCACUACUUAGGAGGUCGCUUUGUGCCACCUGCCCUGGAAAAGAAGUACCAGCUAAACCUGCCAUCCUACCCCGACACCGAGUGUGUCUACCGCCUGCAGUGAGGGCCGGCAGGCUGCCUUCUCCCAAUAAAGACCCAGCCUCUCCCAGAA